Molecule: messenger RNA, 540 nt
Organism: Racocetra persica
Lineage: Eukaryota; Fungi; Glomeromycota; Glomeromycetes; Diversisporales; Gigasporaceae
Source: the annotation of a GenBank genome assembly
AUGCCAGUGAAUACAAGUAAAGAACUUUUAGACUUUGAAGAUUGUCAAGAAACUAUUAUUGAAAAAAAGAUUGUUGGUCUUUUAAAAAAAAAGACGGGAAACAAAUCCUCGAAUAAAAAACCAACACCUGGAAAAUUGGAAACAUUUCCUUUGAAGCCACCUAGUGACUUGUAUUCAAGGAUUACCGAAUUCUUAUCAGAAGACGAAGAAAGACAAAUUUCCGACGUUAAGCAUAUUGAAGAGAAUGAUCAAAAACUAUUAGUGAAAAAAGAAUCAGGAAAAUUGAAAACUUUUCCUUUGAAACCUCCUACUGAUUUAUAUUCAAGGGUUAAUGAAUUCUUACCACGAAUCGCAUCAACAAACAAACAACUCGUGAAAAAAGACCCAACUAGUAUUAAUAUAGAACAUAUCGAAGAUGGCACGGAAUACGUUAUUGAAUGGGAUCUAGGAGUUGGAGUGUUUGAAUACCAAAAAGAACCUUCCGAAGAUGACAUUAUAAUCGGUUCCAGUUCUAAGCCAAAAGGAAUAACCUUUAAACCA